CAAGAUGGCGGCCUUUAUAGUUCUGGUCAGCUGCUAAGUCCAUUCCAAGAUGGCGGCCCGCGGAAGCCGGGUGCUGCUCGGCGGCGUCCGGCUAUAUAACGCCAAGCCGCUGAAGCUACAACUGAGGGGAGUGUACCGGCUGGACUCUGCCAAUCCGCGUACUCCAGCCUGGCAGCUGACGGCCGUCUACGAGGCCAAGCGGUUCGGGCGCCACGGGGAGGCCUCCGGGGUCGACCCGGCCCAGUUGUGGCCGACGCCGGAGAAGUUGCAGGAGAUGGAAGCUGAGGAAAGAGCCUGGUACCCCUCCCUGAAGGAGAUGCAGCAGUCGCUCGAGGCCAAGGAGCGCGAGGCCGAAGCCAAGCAGCGGCAGAGAGAGGAGAUCAUUGCUGCCAAAAUGGCCAAAAUGCCACAGAUGAUUGAAGACUGGCAGAGGGAAAAACAGCAGCGCAAGCUCAAAGAGCAUCAAGAAAAAGAACGGCGGCGAUUGUUACUGGCUGAGGCCCGGGAGCAAUUUGGCUAUCACCUGGAUCAUCACAGUCCUGAAUUUCAAGAGAUGGUAAUGGAAAGGGAGAAGAUUAGACGGAUGGAGCAGAAGGAGGAGAGAAAACGUAUGAGGGGGGCUCUGGCCAAAAAAGCAAUGGAAAGCAAGACUGUUGCCUCCUCUCUAGAUGACGAGAAGGAAAUGGGUGAGGAAAGGGACACCUAAAAUACUCCAUUACCGGUCUUUGAAAUAAGUCUGCCUACAGGCUGUGACGUGUAAUAUAAUUCCCAGAGGCCCGGAACAUUUACUGCAAUUCUCAUGAUGCAUUAAGGCCAGUUUAGAAUUCUUAUGUAAAUGUGGAAUCCUUCACUGUACAGAACAGUCUGGUGUCCUUCCCCUGCCCAGCCAUGACCAUAUGGAGCACUGACAGUGGGUUUUUGAACAGCAAACACCUUCUCUAAUUCCUUUUCUCUCUCAGAACAGCAAGCUCUGUUUCCACCAUCUAAUUGACUGCAAUGUUCAGUUCGUCAAAUAAAUAUACCUGGAAUUUUGAGUUAAAAAAAUUAUUUUACUUUUAACCAAAUGGUGAGAUAUGGUUAAAUAUAUUUGUGAGACAUCUAUAAAAGAAAAGUUGGAGACUGUGUCCCAGAUAAUUUAUUAUCUAGAAUUUUUGCUAGACCUUGUUUGGUACGUUUCUUAACCGUAGCAUUACUAAAUUUAACUUGAAAAAUUGUCAUCAGUAAUGGCUUCAAAGGAAGAAGGUCCUUGACAUUAUUCCUUCAGCGUUUUAUUAAAGGUAGAGAAAUGUAAA
Molecule: messenger RNA, 1292 nt
Organism: Candoia aspera
Lineage: Eukaryota; Metazoa; Chordata; Lepidosauria; Squamata; Candoiidae
Gene: GADD45GIP1
Product: GADD45G interacting protein 1
Exons: 2
Coding region: 50-706 (218 amino acids)
Cellular component (GO): nucleus; mitochondrion
Source: RefSeq, a predicted model, not a curated record